AUGGAUGGAGGAAAUCAGUCUGUACUGUCUGAAUUUGUGCUUCUGGGACUUUGCCACAUUUGGAAUAUUCAGAUCUUACUCUUCAUAAUAUUCUGUAUGCUUUACCUGAUCAUUGUAUCUGGAAAUAUUGGCAUUGUGAUCUUAAUCAUCACUGAUUCCCAUCUCCAUUCUCCCAUGUACUUCUUUUUGGCCAACUUGUCCUUUGUUGAUAUGUGGCUCUCCUCAGUCACCACUCCUAAGAUGAUCACAGACUUUCUCAGGGAGAACAAGACCAUUUCCUUUGGAGGUUGCAUGUCCCAGAUCUUCUUUUCUCAUUUUAUUGCAGGGCUUGAGAUGGUGCUACUGGUAAUAAUGGCCUAUGACCGCUAUGUGGCAAUCUGUAAACCACUCCACUACUCCACUAUUAUGAGCCUGAAAAAUUGCAUUGGACUGGUAGUGAUUUCCUGGGCCCUUGGUCUUCUGCAUGCCAUGAGUCAAAUAGUUGUGACUGCACAACUCCCUUUUUGUGGUCCCAAGGAAAUAGACAGCUUCUUCUGUGAUACCCCCUUGGUAAUCAAACUUGCCUGCAUAGAUUCUUAUAAUGUGGAAAUUUUAAUGAAUGUUCACUGUGGGGUUGUGGCCAUAACCUGCUUUAUUCUAUUACUGACAUCCUACACAUAUAUUCUUCUCGCUGUCCACAAAAGCUCUAAAACUGGUGCAUCUAAGGCACUCUCUACCUGCACUGCCCACAUCACAGUGGUGGUGCUCUUCUUUUGGCCCUGCAUCUUCAUCUAUGUGUGGCCACUCAGCAACACAGGAGUGAACAAAUUUCUUGCUGUGUUUUACUCUGUUUUUACACCUCUCCUAAAUCCACUUGUUUAUACUCUGAGAAAUAAAGAGAUGAAAAACGCUAUGAAGAAGUUCAGAAACUACUAUGUUGAUUCCAAGGAAAAUAAUUAA
This is a messenger RNA of Microcebus murinus (gray mouse lemur), 939 nucleotides long. Its product is annotated as olfactory receptor 4K14-like. Gene Ontology annotation, biological process: G protein-coupled receptor signaling pathway. Lineage: Eukaryota; Metazoa; Chordata; Mammalia; Primates; Cheirogaleidae. Gene Ontology annotation, cellular component: membrane. The record is from RefSeq and is a predicted model, not a curated record. Gene Ontology annotation, molecular function: G protein-coupled receptor activity; olfactory receptor activity.